Molecule: messenger RNA, 1363 nt
Organism: Paramuricea clavata
Lineage: Eukaryota; Metazoa; Cnidaria; Anthozoa; Malacalcyonacea; Plexauridae
Source: the annotation of a GenBank genome assembly
CAAGCCGUAAACCACAAUUACCGUAUAAUCAUCAGUCAUCAUCGUCAUGGCGAAUGUGUACCUGGCGCUAUGGAAUCGGAUGCAUACAACCUGCUCCCAAAACUACUAAAGCACCAGUCACUCAACCUUCAAAGACUUCAGGGCAUAUCACAACUGGACCAGGCGUUAAAAUAACUGGUAGACCACACAAGAAACCAACACUAAUUUCUUCUUUAUUCACCAACACGGCUUUGAUCUUUCAAUUAUUGGGAAACCUUUGUCUCCCUGGAUCAGGAUGGUUACUAGACGAUAUAAUAUAUUGUGGUAAAAAAAACAAAGUGCGCCUCCCCAAACCAAAUCUUCGCAAAGUUUUUCCUAAAAUAGUUGUGAAAAUUCAGAUAGUGGAACGCCCAUUGGGUCAUUGCGGAUAUGUCAAGUACAAGAAAGGCAAGGUGAUUAGAGUCAGUCGGAAGUAUGGUAGACAUACAAUACGUUGUUUAAAGCGUCACACCAUGGUGACAUCAAUCUCGGGCAAGAAGGACAGAGUAAUGCAUUCUGGAGUGGUCGUUGAAACCAAAGACAACAAGAAAUAUUUGAUCCACAAAGGCAAGUGGAGCAAGACGGAAGUGAAAAAAACCAAAAUUGAAGUGGCAAAAGAUUCGAUGUUUAACAAAUACACUAAAAUUGGUCGCAACUUCAAGCCAAAAAAGCCGAGGAGCGUUCGUGAUUAUUACGACGAAAGUGGAAACGGAUACAAUUUUAUCAAUGACAAUUGUCAUGAUGGAACACUGAGAAUGGUAAAUUUGGCAAAAAAAUCGUGAUUUCUUUAACACCAGUAAUCCAAAACUGCGAUUUCCCUGGACUUUGAACGAGAAAACAUCUAGUUGAUAUAGACUGAUAAACAUGCAGUAUUUGGUUUUAUCUAUUUGUAGAUUAUUUCCCGAUAUAUAUCAAGUUGGAAAUAUUUAGAUAUUAUCCAACAACUGGUAAAAAUAUAUAUAAACUAGGUCAAUCUUGGAUUUAUUGAACAAUAGUUACAUUGACUUACAAUGAGAAACUAUUGUAUUAUGGGUUAAAUACUAGUAAUAAUCUUGGGGCUUUAGGACGUGUAGUUCUAGUGAAAAUGUAUGCCUGGGUGAAUAUAGCAUUAGUGAAGGGGAUUUAGGGGGUGUAGUAAUUAUACUGAUGACAAUAUAUUCUAAUAUGCAUGGGGUAGCUAAAUAGCAAUAGACUAAUUGGAGUGCCUAUACGGCAAAACAUAUGUAAUUUGAACUACUGCAUGAUAGAGUAGAAUUAAAAGCAUUCAAAAAGUCUUGAAGUCUAUAUUGUAUUUGCAAACACAAAGUAGUUUUCAGGGUACUAGUGGUACUAAAAUGAUACAAAA